Messenger RNA from Amphibalanus amphitrite, 997 nucleotides. RefSeq lists its product as uncharacterized. Gene Ontology annotation, molecular function: structural constituent of cuticle. The transcript has 2 exons. Bases 76 to 594 code for a protein of 172 amino acids. Lineage: Eukaryota; Metazoa; Arthropoda; Thecostraca; Balanomorpha; Balanidae. The record is from RefSeq and is a predicted model, not a curated record.
GACCUCCGGCGCUAUAUAAGGCCGCCGACGGAUCCAGAGCGACAUUCUCCCCAAAAGCUCGAUACCAUCGACACCAUGCUGUCUCUGUCUGUGCUGGUUGCCCUGGUGGCUGUCUGCUCGGCUCAGCCGGUCGAGUACCCGGAGGGCGUCAGCCCUGCCGCUUGCCCGAACUACCCGUACUGCGGCACUGAUGCCAACACUCUGGCCGCCAUCCAGCUGGCCAGCCUGGCGCCGUCCGUGCGUCAGUACCCUGCUGGAGUCAGCGCCGCUGCCUGCCCCAACUACCCUGACUGUGGCUCCAACAGCGCCAUCGUCAGCCCCGCUGGAGUGCCCCUGACCCGUCAGUACCCUGCUGGCGUCAGCGCGGCGGCCUGCCCCAACUACCCUGACUGUGGCUCCAACAGCGCCAUCGUCAGCCCCGCUGGAGUGCCCCUGACCCGUCAGUACCCUGCUGGCGUCAGCGCGGCGGCCUGCCCCAACUACCCUGACUGUGGCUCCAACAGCGCCAUCGUCAGCCCCGCUGGAGUGCCCCUGACCCGUCAGUACCCUGCUGGCGUCAGCGCGGCGGCCUGUCCCAACUACCCUCACUGCUAGUUGUGCUGGUGCGGUGUUGGCAGCAGAGCUGUGAGCCAGGGUGUCUUCAGCGGUCAGUCAGAGGGCAGUUUGCCAGUCAGUCAGUCAUUCAGUCAUUCAGUCAGUCAGAGACGCCCGGAGCUGUGGCCACUGGCCGGUCCGUAGACCGGAGCUGUGGUCGCUGGCCGGAAAGCAAAGAGCAUUGGGAGAAUAUUCAUCAUCAAAGUGUCGUGAGAUGUUGUAAUGUGUUGCGGAGUUUCCGUGGCCCUGAGUGAGUCCGUGGAGCCCGCUAGCACCACAUAACUCACGAAUGUAAGUCACUGUCACAUUUCUGUGAUCGGUUCGGGACCAGGUGAAGUGCCUUCCCGGUCCGUGUCUUACGCAGUAGUCGAUAUUUUGUUGUAAUAAAAUACGAAGUCAUUCA